This is a messenger RNA of Nematostella vectensis (starlet sea anemone), 2430 nucleotides long. Its product is annotated as S-phase kinase-associated protein 2. The transcript has 12 exons. The record is from RefSeq and is a predicted model, not a curated record. Gene Ontology annotation, cellular component: SCF ubiquitin ligase complex. NCBI's taxonomy places the organism in Eukaryota, Metazoa, Cnidaria, Anthozoa, Actiniaria, Edwardsiidae. Gene Ontology annotation, biological process: SCF-dependent proteasomal ubiquitin-dependent protein catabolic process. The coding region runs from base 548 to 1966 and encodes 472 amino acids. Gene Ontology annotation, molecular function: protein binding.
CUGUAUGAGUUAAUGUCUCAUACAUUUACUGUGUUUUUGGCUGCUAAAGGGGGGGUGUUUUGUUUUUACCUCUUCAGUAUUUUUGUGAAUUGGGGUUCCUGUGGCGAAAUCACUCGAGACGACUGCGGAGGAGAUGGUGAAGCAUGGUUUUACAACAUCUAUUCAACAUUAUAAUUGGAAGCAAUAAAGAGGCCUCAAAGGCAACAUACCCGUGAUCCUCCACAAAGAGAUACGGUGUCUGUAAGGGAGUAUAUGAGCCACAGGAAGCCCAUGCAUUGGAAAAACUAGAGCGAGCAAUACAAAGUUCAACUAAUAUAAACGUAGAAGAGAGUGAUUGCAAGAAGUAAGAAGAAAUGUAGAUAACAUUUCAGCUUAUAAAAACGAAAACGAGCUUACGAAAAAAGCUGAAUAAAGAGGAUAAAAAAAAAACAGAUUUUGGGGUACCUGGGCUGCAGAAAAACAUCGUAAACAGGCCUCGCUUCCGCAUCCGAUGUUUUGAUUGGUUGAUCUCAAGGCGCCAAGUUUAUCUGGAAAAGAACAUCUAAACAUGGCCACCAAGGGAAGGGAUCGAACCGGGGAUCGCUAUCAUCGUACAAGAAGCGCCAUAAACGACUCCAAGAAUAAAAUCCAGCCCAACAACACAUCCACAAAUAGCACUAGAAUAACAUGGAGUAUGGAUGACCCCGCAACAGACGAAGUGUUCCGUGAAUUAGAUGUGGACGAACUGAGAUGGCCAGAGGAAGAUGCGCGAGAUUCUAGUCAGGAUCUGUCCAUUUUACAGCUGAAAAAUAAGACCAAAAUUAUGGGCACAGGUGUGAGUAGCAGGAUAGCUUUUAAAAGAUGCAGUCAUGGUGCCACCAUAAACUGUAAUAGGGGCAGAGACUUGAAGCGUGCAUGUAACCACUGUUCACACACCCAACCUAGACAAGACCAGGGUACCAGUGAGCGACCAGAUUUGUUUGCACAGCUAGCAGAUGAAGUCAUAUUAGGAAUUUUCAAGCUUUUACCCAGAGACACUUUGAUAACAUGUGCACAAGUGUGUAAGCACUGGCUAAGUUUAGUGUAUGAUGAAAGCCUCUGGCUGACUGUUGACAUGUCUAAAGCUAAACUUCAGCAUGGGUUACUAGGAAGAAUCCUGCUGCGAGGGACUAGAGUCAUGAGAAUUGCAUCCUCAAGGGUAUGUUCCCCUCUCUUGGAUGAAAAUCUUGGAAUAUUACCUGGAGUGGCUCCUCUGUCACCAUCAAAGGCAGCAUGCAACUCACUCUUCAGGCUGACAUACUUGGAUGCCACCCUCUGUACAUUUGAAGACAGCACUUUACUUACUCUUUUACUGCAUUCAAGAAGGCUAAGAUGUCUCAGCUUGGAUUCCUCUAAUUUAUCUCUUAGUAUAUUAAGAGCGAUAGGUGACUGCCAUGACCUUGAGGUGUUAAAUCUUGCCAUGUGCACUGGUAUCACCCUACAAGGUGUUAAGGCACUUGUCAAUGGAUGUAAGCGACUAACACACUUAAAUCUUGCAUGGACACAUUUGAGCAAAGAAUCUAUAAUUCAGGUGGUCCAAAACCUUCCAUUAUUAAGGCAGUUGAAUCUCAGUGGUAGUAGAGAGACAAUGACAGAUGAGGCUGUCCUUCAUUUGAUAAGUAACUGCAUACAUCUGACACACCUGGAUUUAAGUGAUUGUAUUCUGAUUACUGCAAGAUCUCUUCUUGCAAUUAUCCAAGAAACAAAAAUAGAGCACCUUGCUCUCAGCAGAUGUUACAACAUCCCUCCUCAAGCAUUCAGUCUUUGUGUGGAGUUGAAAAGUUUAGCAAAGCUUGAUGUCUAUGGCCUAUUGAAUGGAGAUGGAGUUGAAAUAUUAAAGAGGCAACUUCCUGACACCUUUAUCAACAGCUGUCUAUUCUCCACUAUAGCACGGCCUGUCGACAGUAAAUACAGAGGAACAAUAUGGGGUAUACGAUGCCAGAGAUGAUAGCAAAACAUAAUGGAUAAAUAUUAAUAAGAUAGUAAAAGCAGCAGCAUUGACAGCUGUAUUCAAUUGCUUGUAUUUCAUUUACCCAAACUUGUUGUCUUUCUUUACUGAUUUUUAGACAUCAAGAUCAUAGACUCAUUAUAUGCUUUACUUUGAAGCAUAGGAGAUGUUUAAUUUGAUUACUGUGCAUAGGUUUUUAGUUUGUCCUCCAAACAGAAGAUCUUACAGUAUAACCAAACCCAAGCAUGGACAAGAGUUGAGGGAAACUGGAUUUAAAAUGUUAUUAGGCAAGACUAGAAACUGUGGAGGGUCACAGCUCUUAAUUAGAUUUUAAUAGAGACCUGAUUAUUGGUCUGAAUAUUUGUACAUAUACGUUAAAUUGUACAUAUGUUAUAUUGAUUGCAGUUUUAGAAGAUCCUCAAAUUUUAUUAGGUAAUUUUUAAGGAAUAAGAAACAUUAACCUA